AUGGCGUCUGUUUUUUUUCCUUACAUACCUAUGUAUACCACUAAUUUCCUUUCGUUUCAGCUGUCCAAGUCUGGUGAAAACCAAGUAUAUCUAAAUGACAUAAACCUUGAUUCUGAAGGUCGCUACAGAUGCGAAGUUUCGGCAGAAGCGCCCUCCUUCCAAACUGUAGAGGCUAGCAAGGAAAUGAAGGUACUUGUUUUGCCUACUGAAGGGCCAAAGAUAACAGGAGGAAGAGCCAAGUAUAACAUUGGGGACACAGUCAUGUUAAACUGCACUUCUGCCAAGUCCAAACCUGCUGCAAUUUUACGUUGGUAUAUCAACGGGAAAUUGGCAAAGCACGAAACUCGAUAUUUUACAACCCAUCAUGACGACGGCCUCGAUAGCUCUAGUCUCAGUUUGAAAUUUAUCGUCACUGAAGACCACUUGCGAAACGGCAACAUGAAUCUGAAAUGUGAAUCGAGCGUACUACGUUCGUAUGUCAUGAGUAAUGAAGAACUGGUGAUGGGGGGACAUCACCAAGCUUCGGGACUGCACAUCAGUGAAAACUUGAAUCAUGAUGUACCAGAUACAACUAGUAUAGCUUCAACCAAAAAUUAUCAGGUGGGAUUUAUAUUCUUCCUGAUGGCAAUCCAAUAUUGGACGUCAACAUGAAUUAUAUCUUCAUUUUCUGUGGGAUGUUGUGGACUAUUUUAACGCUGUGAUACCAAUUGUCUUUUGGUGUGCAGAGAACUACAAAUUUACACUAAAAGAAAAUAAUGAAUGAGAAAUUUGGAGAUCGGCAAUGGAAGAAUUUAAUCACUGUUUAUUAAUUCAUCAAAUUCAAUUGAAACUGAGUUGACAGAAGUUUAUUACUGUAAAUAAUUGGUUUUGCAAUAUUUUCGCUGCUUAUCAAGUGAUCGAUGUAUGAAUAUGUACGUGAUUAUUGUAGCCACCAUAAGGAUAAGUGUUAAAAGCAUUGAUAGGAAUCUCAAAAUUCGAUGUGAUGUUUUACGUUACAUCUUUCUAUACUUCUUCAAUGUUAUACACGAGAAGACGAAACAUGAACAGUCAAUUAUUCCUUCUUUACAGCCACCAUUUUUUUUGGAUGUAAAAACUUAUGAUGUGAAGGAUAUUUAGAGAGGAAAGGUACAUCGGGAUGUUUUAAAUCAUCAUACGUCAACGGCUCAAAACUGUUUUAUUGAUGAAAGUUUAACCACCUUGUUCUACAAAUUAUGUUUAGUUAUACAUAUUUAAGGCACUUUUUACGUUUUUCUUAAACAUAAUUAUUGUUACUAUACUUAAGUUGUAUUUAUUUCAAAUAAGUCAGUUUAUUUAUACGAAUAUUUUCCUUACUAACCACAUCCUAAAAAAAACAUAUAAAUACUUAUAAUUAUAAAAUUAAAUAUACUUUAUCAAAAAAAAAAAAAUACAAAUCAGAGGUCAAACUAAUUCAAUAAAAUAUUACAAUUCCUAAAGAACACUUCUAAAAAAUAAGUUGUAGUAUAAAUCAAUUCAAUAUCUCUUAGAUACACACCGUUGAGACUUUGUUUAAUUCAAGUAACAUAUGAAUUUUGCUUUCUAGCAACUCACUUUUAAGACAUAACGACUCCAGAAAUAUUCAGGGUAGUAUAAGACAUUCCAAGCUACCAAUUGGUGUUUGCAACUCUUCUGACACAAUAUGUAUGUAUCUUGUGAUUUUUUAAUGAGCGUAUUAUAUUAUGAACCUAAACAUUGCUUAGAUAAAUACUUGACCUACUAGUUUUGACGCAACAGUGAAAUGAAUAUUCCUGAAUUCUAGCUUUUAAAUUCGUAAUAAUAUGAAAGCUAUCAAAAAUCUUGUUGCUAUCUAUCUGUUCGUACCUCUAAGUCAACUUACCGCUCCUUAACGUAUAGCUCCAAUAAAUAUGUAUUUGUGGUAAG
Molecule: messenger RNA, 1899 nt
Organism: Limulus polyphemus (Atlantic horseshoe crab)
Lineage: Eukaryota; Metazoa; Arthropoda; Merostomata; Xiphosura; Limulidae
Product: cell adhesion molecule 4-like
Exons: 4
Coding region: 1-651 (216 amino acids)
Source: RefSeq, a predicted model, not a curated record